AUGCGUCUUUUACAACUCAUCCUUCUUCUGCUGUUAAUAGCUAAGUUGGACAGCUAUAUCAUACACCGUUUGACAGAUAUCGUGAACGAGCUCAAUACCCGCCUGUUAACCAGAACGAACAUUGUGUACUGCAAGCGAUGUAAGCUGCUAAGAAACGAUUCCCACUAUCUGCAGCAAGUGGAGCCCAUCGGCCAACUGGUGUUCAAUGCUCCUUUUAAUGCCUCAAGUCUGGGCGGUGAGCUCGACAAGCCUGUGCUCUUUGUGGUGGCUGUAACGACGCCACCCUACCUAUGGAUCAAGAGCUUGGAGUAUGAAUUUCAACAUUCGCACUUUUUGUUUGUCCUCGAAACUUCAAUGGAGUCCGAAGACAGCUGGUUGCAGUUCAUCGAUCAUGCUCAGCAACUUGGCUAUGUUAAGCUCUUGCUUCACACACCUCAUAAUGGAAAUCUAUAUACAACUAAAAUGUUUCCCAAAGCUCAAUUGCUCCCCAGCAAUGUGAGCUACUACCUGGACAACCAAAACCUAUUUGAUAAUAUGCUUGGCUAUGGAAUACGCGUAGCAAGCUACCACAGUCCCCCUCGGAGCCUAAUUUACAAGGACGAGAAGGGGCAGCAGGUAUUUGGUGGAUAUUACAUGCGCCUUAUACGCGACUUUGUGAAAGCCCGCAACGCCACCUUCGUGCCCAUCUUCACCACGGACGCCUCUCCCCAGGACUGCACGGCUGCGCUGGUCGAGGAACGCGUGGAUGUCUGUGCCGAUGCAUUGGCUGCCAAUCGGGAAAAGUUUUCGCUUACCAAUGCCAUUCGCAUGGCCUACGCCAAUAUUAUGGUCGCUAAUUCGCAACCGUUAGCGACCUACUGGUACCUGCUAGCCCCUUUCCACAGCACCGUGUGGCUUUCAUUGAUUGCCUACAUUGGACUCUUAGUCAGCUUUAUGAGCUUCAUUCACUGGCGCCGACAGAAACGUUGGAUAUUUAGCAAGUUUCUGCUGGAGGCUAUAAGAAGUCUGCUAUUUACAGGUUUCAGCCUAAGGGAUCUGCGAGGACGCGAACGGUAUAUUCUCUUUGUGGUCGUUUUCAUUGCCGGAUUCAUCUUCGCCACCUUCUAUUUGGCUUUUUUGAAAAGCUUGCUGGCCACAGAAGUCUUUGAUAAACAAAUAAACAGCUUUCAGGAUCUAGUAGAGGCGAAUAAAACGAUCAUGAUGGACGAGUACAAUCUGAGCUUGAUUGGCAAGUAUAAUUUGCCCGAAAUCUUGAUGCAACUCAUUGAAAUAGUCCCAAUGGAGACGCUGAUUGCGAGUCGCAACAGUUUCGACCAGAACUACGCCUACAUACUAUUUAGCGACCGCAUGGAUCUGUUUGACUAUGUCCAGCAGUAUUUGGCGCACGCCCACAUGCGCCGCAUACCCAUCAACUUUUUCUUUCUUCACGCCGGCUUUCCCAUGCGGAAGAGCUGGUUUCUCAAGGACCAGCUAAGCGAUGCCAGGAUGUACGCUUUCGACAGCGGACUGCUGCAAAAACUGGCUUGGGACGCUAACUUCGAAACGAUGCGCGUGGGCUGGAUGGACUUCUUUGUCACGGAGUACUACGAGGCUCAGCAGUUAGGCUUGGAUUAUUUCGUCAUGCCAGCCAUAGCCCUGGGCCUCGGCUAUAGCAUGGCCUUGUUCAGUUUCCUCGUCGAGUUGGCGUCUCGGCGCAUCUGCAAGCCAGUGGCGACUGAGCCAACAGUUGAGUGA
This is a messenger RNA of Scaptodrosophila lebanonensis, 1734 nucleotides long. RefSeq lists its product as uncharacterized. The coding region runs from base 1 to 1734 and encodes 577 amino acids. The transcript has a single exon. NCBI's taxonomy places the organism in Eukaryota, Metazoa, Arthropoda, Insecta, Diptera, Drosophilidae. The record is from RefSeq and is a predicted model, not a curated record.